Galeopterus variegatus (Sunda flying lemur) is the source of this 948-nucleotide messenger RNA. Its product is annotated as olfactory receptor 51L1. The coding region runs from base 1 to 948 and encodes 315 amino acids. Lineage: Eukaryota; Metazoa; Chordata; Mammalia; Dermoptera; Cynocephalidae. Gene Ontology annotation, molecular function: G protein-coupled receptor activity; olfactory receptor activity. Gene Ontology annotation, cellular component: membrane. Gene Ontology annotation, biological process: G protein-coupled receptor signaling pathway. The record is from RefSeq and is a predicted model, not a curated record. The transcript has a single exon.
AUGGUUGUCUGGAAUAAUAGUGAUUCUAUGGAGCCCACAUUUAUUCUGAGGGGUUUUCCUGGGCUGGAGUACGUUCAUUCUUGGCUCUCCAUCCCAUUCUUUCUUGUGUAUUUGGUAGCAUUUAUUGGUAAUGUUACCAUCCUCUCUGUCAUCUGGAUAGAGUCCUCGCUCCAUCAGCCCAUGUAUUACUUCCUUUCCUUCUUGGCACUAACUGACCUGGGUAUGUCCCUGUCCACACUUCCCACCGUGCUUGCCGUGUUAUGGUUGGAUGCUCAGGAAAUCCAGGCGAGUGCUUGCUAUGCGCAGCUGUUCUUCAUCCACACUUUCACAUUCUUGGAGUCCUCGGUGCUGCUGGCCAUGGCCUUGGACCGUCUGGUUGCUAUCUGCCUCCCACUGCACUACUCCGCUCUCCUCACCAACAGUGUAGUUGGCAGGAUUGGUCUGGCCUGCUUGCUGCGAAGCACGAGCGUCGUACUGCCCACCCCACUGCUCCUGAGACGCUAUCACUACUGCCGUGUCAAUGCCCUCUCCCAUGCCUUCUGCUUGCACCAGGAUGUCCUGAAAUUAUCCUGUUCAGAUGCCAGGAUCAACAGCGCUUAUGGACUGUGUGUCGUCAUUGCCACACUGGGCGUGGAUUCAGUCCUCAUACUUCUUUCUUAUGUUCUGAUUCUGAACGCUGUGCUGGGUGCUGCAUCUCGUGAAGAGCGCCUAAAAGCCCUCAACACGUGUGUGUCCCAUAUCUGCGUGGUGCUCAUCUUCUUUGUGCCAGUUAUUGGGGUGUCAAUAAUCCAUCGCUUUGGGAAACAUCUGGCCCCCGUAGUCCACGUCCUCAUGGCUGACAUGUACCUGCUCCUUCCCCCGGUGCUUAACCCUGUUGUUUACAGUGUCAGGACAAAGCAGAUCCGUCUAGGAAUUCUCCGCAUGUUUGGGCCAGGGAGGAAGUUUUAA